AAUUGAAACCAACCCUAAGCUCUUUUUAUCUUCGCCCUAAAGGUAGUCCCGAUUAUUGCUGACUUAAGUAUCGAUGUGUCUACCCCGAGUUCCACCUCGGGGCCUUGCAAGUCAUCCCGGAGUGCAGACGCGAACUGAAGAAGGACUUCUGGUUUGGUGCAAUUACAUUGGCGCCGUUUGUGGGAAUCGAACUGAAAGCUUUCUAGUUGCUCUUUUAUCAUGGUUCACACUCGAUCAGUCCGAGCUGGUAAUUCAUCUCUACCUCAUGGGCAAGGUCAACCCCCCAACAAUCUUCCGCCUCUGAUCCCACCUCAACUCCCAAUUCAACCUCCACCUCAGCUCCCACCUCAGCUCCCCACUAUGUUCCUUCCUGUUGAUCAUGCAGAAGAAGGAGAUGAAAACCAACCCUAUACCUCAGCUCACAAUUCAACUUCCACUACCAACCAAGACAUAGUGGCAGCUCAGCUUGCUGCCAUGCAACAACAGUUUGGUGUUUUUCAGUUGGUGCUGGCUCAACUUUUAGCUAGAAAUAAUCCUGGUAAUGCCCGAACUUGGUAUUACAGUUUACCUCCGAGGUCAAUCAGCUCUUAUACAGAAAUGGCAUCUGCCUUUGCCACUAAGUUUUCUAGUAGAAGGUUGAUUAGGAAAACUACUUCUGAGCUGAUGCAAGUUAAACAGAGGGAUGGAGAAUCUCUGAAAAACUAUAUCAGCAGGUUCAAUGAUGCAAUAUUGGAGGUUAGUUCCUUUGAUCAAGCUAUGGGAAUUGCAGCUGUGAUCUCCGGUUUUAAACAUGACAGGUUCAGAGAUAGUUUGAUCAAACAUAUUGCCACCACCUUUAGCGAGGUGAACGAUAGGUCUCUGAAAUUUAUAACCAUUGAGGAGUAUGCCCUGGCGCAGAAUCCGACUCCUUCUAAGAACCAGAACCCAGAAUGGAGAGAUGACAAUUCGAGUAAACCUCCAGUUAAUUGGACUACCUUUAAUCUGCCAAUGUCACAAAUUUUUAUGCAGAUCAAGAAUAAGAUGGAUUUAAGGCGUCCUGGCCCAAUGAAAACUACUGCUGCUAGCCGAGAUCAUACCAGAUAUUGUGGUUUUCAUCAAGAUCACGACCAUACUACAGAGCAGUGUAACAGCUUAAAGUCCGAACUGGAAAGUCUAGCUCAGAAGGGAAUGCUGAAUGAGUAUGUUCAGAGAGCUGCACAGCCACGAUUUGUCAGAGAACAAGGGCCACAGCCUCAAGGAGCCCGUAACCCACCAAACAGGCAAGGUGUGGGAUAUCAGCAAAACCCACCUCCGCUCCCACCACCAACUAGAAUCAUACACAUGAUCACGGGAGGUCUGGAAGCAUGUGGACUGAGCUCUAAACAGCGAAAGCUGUAUGUCAGAGAGGUUAAGCAUCAGAAACGAGCUCAUAAACGGAAGUUUGAUGAUGCUGAGUGGAAGAAUCAACCCAUUACUUUCACAUCUACUGAUCUUGAUACAGUUGUUACACCCCAUAAUGAUCCCUUGGUCACUUCUGUCAUAAUUAAUAACUGUGAAGUACAGCGUGUCCUUGUUGACACUGGGAGUGCACCAGACAUUAUGUACUUCCACUGUUUCGAGAGUCUUAGACUGGAUCCAGCGUUGUUGCAGAAAUAUGAUGGUCCUAUUUAUGGUUUCAACAACCAACCUGUUCCGGUAGAAGGAGUUCUUACCCUCCAUGUGGCUUUUGGGAGUGGCCGGACCUAUGUAACCCCUUUAGUCCGGUUCCUCGUCGUCAAGAUGGUGUCCUCUUUCAACAUUGUUAUUGGCCGACCCACAUUGACUGAAAUCCAAGCUGUGGUUUCCCAAUCUCACCUCUGCAUGAAGUUCCCAACUCCUAUGGGAAUAGCAACACUGGCUGGUCCGGUCGAAGAUGUUGAAGAAGUGCUCAUUGAUGACAGAGAUCCGAGCCGAAAGACACAGAUCGGAACUAGAUUGAACCCGAAGGAAAAAGCAGAGCUAAUAGCUUUCCUCCGAGCUAACAAUGAUGUGUUCGCAUGGACUUCGGCAGAUAUGCCAGGAAUUCCAAACUCAGUAUCCCAACACAAGCUUAGCACCAAUCCAUUAAAGAAACCAGUGGCCUAUAAGCGGUGUCUCUUCGGGGGGGAGAGGCUUCAGGCUAUUAAAGAAGAGGUUAAGAAACUUCUACAAGCUGGUUUCGUCAGGAAAGUCGAUUACUGCGAAUGGGUGGCUAACCCAGUCCUAGUGAAGAAGGCAAACAGUAAGUGGAGAAUGUGCAUUGAUUACACAAAUCUUAACCAAGCCUGCCCCACGAAUUGCUAUUCGAUGCCGAGCAUCGACAAGUUAGUUGAAGCGGCUUCAGGCAAUGAGAGGUUAAGCCUCUUGGAUGCAUAUUCUGAGUAUCACCAGGUGUCGAUGGCUCUCGAAGACGAAGAGAAAACCUCGUUCUAUGCUGGUGAUGAAAUUUAUUGCUAUGUCAUGAUGCCGUUUGGCUUGAAGAACGCAGUAAAGAGCCUGAAAGCAGAAGACCAUCUAGCUGAUCUCGACGAAACCUUCAACAAUCUCAAAAAGAACAGGAUGCGGUUGAACCCAGCCAAAUGUAUUUUCGGUGUGGAGUCUGGAAAGUUUCUCGGUUUCAUGGUGUCCCGAAAAGGGAUUGAGGUCAAUCCAGAGAAGAUAAGAGCAAUUGCCGAGAUGAAACCGCCGAAAUCAGUGAAAGAUAUACAGAGGUUGACUGGAAGGGUGGCAGCUCUACACCGAUUCAUAUCGAAGUCAGCAGAUAAGUGCCUGCCGUUCUUCAAGAUCAUGAGCUCACUACCUCUACUGACUAAGGCUAUAGAUGGAGAGAUUCUUUAUUUAUAUCUCGGAAUUUCAGAUGAAGCCAUUAGUUUGGUUCUAGUAAGAGAAGAAACCAAGCAGCAAAAACCAAUCUAUUAUAUCAGCAGUGUACUGCACAGGGCAGAGCUGAGGUAUCCUAUAGUUGAGAAAGCAGCAUUAGCUAUUGUCACUUUGGCCAGGAAAUUAAUUAAGUGGGCAGUAGAACUGGGGGAGUUUGAGAUAACGUUUCAACAGAGAUCAGCAAUCCGAGCUCAAGCACUAGCAGAUUUCAUUGUCGAAUGCACCCCAUGUCCUUCAUCCUCUAAUCUAGAGCCCAACAAUUGGACCUUAUAUGUUGAUGGGGCAUCUAGCAGCAAAGGUUUAGGAACGGGCGCUCUCUUGAUUGGUCCAGAGGGUUAUCGAAGCGAACAUGCUUUGAAAUUCAACUUUGAUGCAACAAAUAACAUGGCUGAAUAUGAAGCUCUGCUACUUGGCCUACAACUAGCAUUGGAGUUAAAAAUCAGUGCAAUUCAAGCAGAUUCUCUCUCCAAGUUUGCCUCAGAUAGCUCUUUAAGUUCCAGAUCCGUUUUUGUAGAGGUCUUAGAUGAACCAAGCUUCAUGAAGCCUCGGGUGAUGGAGAUUAGCACAAACCCUGACACGCCGAGCUGGACUGAUUCAAUCAUCUCCUUUUUGCGAGAUGGAAUAGUACCUGAGGAUAGGCAGGAGGCAAUGAAGUUGAGGAAGAAAGCAUCUUGGUAUACACUCAUUGAUGGGGUCCUGUAUAAGAGAUCUUUCUCACUUCCUCUUCUACGAUGUUUAAACCCCUAUGAAGUUGAAUAUGCACUUCGAGAGGUGCAUGAAGGUGUCUGUGGGAGCCAUGUUGGUGCUAGGACUCUAGCUCACAAAGUUUUAAGGCAAGGAUAUUACUGGCCAAACAUGCAUAAAGAUGCCACUUACUUUGUUCAGAAAUGCCCGAAAUGUCAAUUCUUUGCACAUCUGACUCAUCAACCAGCAGAGGAGCUCACAAACUUCGUAGCACCAUGGCCAUUUGCUCAGUGGGGGCUAGAUCUUUUAGGCCCGUUCGUGAAAGGGGUUGGUGGUGUAACCCAUCUAGUUGUUGGUGUGGAUUAUUUCACAAAGUGGGUUGAAGCUCGGCCAUUAUCUAGUCUUACCUCCAAGAAGGUCGAAGACUUUGUUUUCAGCUCGAUCAUCUGCAGAUAUGGGAUCCCGAAUCAAAUUGUGGCUGAUAAUGGAACCCAAUUCAAUUGCUCCUCGUUCCGAGAUUUCUGUUCCAGUUAUGGGAUCAAGUUACAGUUCACCUCCGUUUACCAUCAGGAGUCCAAUGACAUGGUUGAAUCUGUUAACAAAUGCAUUUUAGAAGGUGAAACACCCUAUCACUUGGCCUUUGGUACCGAAGCAGUCAUUCGUGUUGAAAUAAGAGUCCCAAGCUUCCGAGUCACCCAUUCCGAUGAAGGACGAAAUGGACAACUACUUCGGGAAAACCUUGAUCUGCUUGCUGAAGUCAAAAAAGAAACUCGACUUCGAACUCUUGUAUACAAGCAGAAACUAGCCAACUUCUACAAUAAAUGGGUCCGCCCUCGAACAUUCAAAGUAGGAGACCUUGUUCUUAGAAAAGCUAGCCUAACGGGGUUUGAAACUCGUUUUGGCAAACUCGCCCCAACUUGGGAAGGCCCUUAUACCGUGGCCGAGGUGCCACAUCCUGGUGCCUAUGUCCUCCAAGACGCUGAAGCAAAAAGAGUUCCUAGAGUCUGGAAUGUCAAUAACUUGAAGAAAUUUUACCCCUAAUAAAAUUCUUUCAAGUGAUCUAUGUCUUACUGUUCUUUACAUUUCUCACUUCGUGUUUGUUGAGAUUCAUUUUACCUCUUAUUCUAUGUAUCCGAGGUCAAUUAGCCCUAGAACCUCAUUUCUGAUUAGUAAAUGUCACUUCACAUG
Rubroshorea leprosula is the source of this 4749-nucleotide messenger RNA. The record is from the annotation of a GenBank genome assembly. Lineage: Eukaryota; Viridiplantae; Streptophyta; Magnoliopsida; Malvales; Dipterocarpaceae.